Equus caballus (horse) is the source of this 1248-nucleotide messenger RNA. The record is from RefSeq and is a predicted model, not a curated record. Lineage: Eukaryota; Metazoa; Chordata; Mammalia; Perissodactyla; Equidae.
AUGGGCAGGGAAAACCAGACAUUGAUGAGUGAGUUCAUUCUGCUGGGCUUGUCCAGCUUCUGGGAGACUCAGGUUUCCCUCUUCGUUCUUUUCCUGGCCAUGUAUCUGGUGACCAUGCUGGGGAACUUCCUCAUCAUCCUCCUUAUCAGAAUGGACAGCAGGCUAAAUACACCCAUGUACUUUUUCCUUAGUGUCCUGUCAUUUGUGGACAUCUGUUAUUCCAACAGCAUUGUCCCACAAAUGCUUGUUCACUUCCUGUCAACCUCGAAGUCCAUCCCGUUCCACAACUGUUUGCUCCAGCUGUCCAUCUCGCUGGCAAUGGGAAGCACGGAGUUCUUCCUGCUGGGAGCCAUGGCCUAUGACCGCUAUGUGGCAGUGUGCCACCCGCUUCACUAUGCAGCCAUCAUGCAUGGAGGACUGUGCCUCGGGCUGGCUGCCGGCUGCUUGGUGGCUGGUUUCAUGAAUUCUCUAAUGGAAACAAUCAUCACCUUCCGGCUUCCCCUGUGUAACAAUGUUCUCAAUCACUUUGCCUGUGAGACCCUAGCAGUGCUGCAGCUAGCCUGUGUGGACAUCUCGUUCAACAAGGUCAUGGUGGCCAUCUCAGGAUUUCUGGUGAUCAUGCUUCCCUGUUCUCUGGUCCUCUUCUCCUACGGUCAUAUAGUUGCUGCCAUUCUGUGUAUUCGCUCUGCCCAGGGACGCCGCAAAGCAUUUGAGACCUGUGCUUCCCACCUCGCUGUGGUUUCCAUGUGCUUUGGAACAACCAUCUUCACAUAUAUGAGACCUGAGGCUGGCUCCUCAGCAGAACAGGAGAAGAUGGUCUCCCUGUUCUACGCUGUGGUGACCCCAAUGCUGAAUCCCUUAAUCUACAGCUUGAGGAACAAGGAGGUGAUGAGUGCCUUAAGAAGAGUGUGGGAAAAAAUUAGUGAAAAAAGGCCAGGACUUCUAGGGUCAUGUCAAACAGCUGCUAUGAUAGCAGGUAUCCGUUCUUGUUCCUCAUCCAAAGGAAAACAUCUACAGAUACUCCAUGAAGGGAAAGGCGAAAGUUCUAAGAAAGUUACGGAAUGUGGUGGUAGAAUUCCAAACCUGGAGAGCAGCCCAGCAAAGCAGCGUCUGUCUGGGGACUGGCAAAAAGGUCUCCCUGGCCUUGCUCAGAUCAGACGAGUACCGCAGAGCAUCCGCUGGUUCCCUGAGGUGCCUGGCCCUGGCGCUUUCGCUCAAAGGAAUGUGGAGAUGGAUGACUUGGAAUGA